UUCAAGUUUGAUUUUUUUUGUUUACGAUUUUUUGUAAUACAACAACUAAUAACUGCGUUUAGACUAUUUGUUAACCGUAUUUUAUUUUGCGUUAUAUAUAACAAUAUAAUGGUUAGAUUUAAAAAUAGAUAUAUUACCGUUGAAAUAACAUGUCCUUUAGUGCCGGAACAUAAGCCACUUACUCUCAAAUCCAAAAUAUUUCAUGAAACUGUUUUGAACAAAGUUCAACAACUCCAUGGAGAUUUUGGAAUUGCAUCCAUCAGAAACGGAUUUAUUACAAAAUAUUGCAAUGAAAAUACUAGAAUAGCAAUAAUACGAGUAAGACAUGGUCCACAUCGUUUUGUGACAAGCAGUCUUCCUUUUAUUACAAAGAUUGAUAAGUUAGAUGUAAGGCUAAACACUCUUUAUGUGAGUGCAACUUUGAAACAUAGUUUUCUGUUUAUAAAAAAUCAUCAAAUAGCUUACUUAGAUUCUAUGUGGUCUAAAUUGAAAACUGAUGAAGAAAGAAUGAAGUUGGAAUCAGCAGUUAUGGAUUUUACAAAAACUGAUGUAGCAAUUAAUAUUGAAAAUAUUACAUAAAUAAACAAGCAUAUA
Molecule: messenger RNA, 594 nt
Organism: Diatraea saccharalis (sugarcane borer)
Lineage: Eukaryota; Metazoa; Arthropoda; Insecta; Lepidoptera; Crambidae
Source: the annotation of a GenBank genome assembly